AGCCAACCGAAUACAGUUUCUCAAGGUUGGACAAUGUCGAUUAACUAUGUUGGGAGGAAGUCAGUGAAACCACUUAGUCAACUAAAAACUAUUCACAACGAACACUAUGCCAAACUUCAGAGCAAACAUGCCUCAGAAACAGAUUUAUUAGAUGAUUUGAGGAUGUACUGUAAACAAAGAGCAGCAAUCGAGCGUGAAUACGGUCAAUCAUUACAAAAACUGGUGAACAGUUUCCUUUCAAAGAAAGAAUUUACAACACCAUCUUGUUCUUCAGGAAACGAUACCGUACUUUCCAGUAAACAACAUAGUGUAUGGAACAUAUGGUAUUCAUUGUUAACCGAAUCUAAUAAUUUGGCUUUAUCACGUUUACGUGCAUCAAAUAAUCAACAAAGAUUGUCCACUGAACUCAAACCACUUAAAUCUCAACGUAUGUCAGUGAAUAAACGGGUAUUUGAACAACUGAAAAUACUUCAGGGAGAUUUAGCUGCAUGUGUUCAGGAAAUGGUGAAAUCUCACAAAGUAUAUGCAGAAGAAGAAAAACAAGCACAAGAUACCCGUUUAAAAACAUUAACUGCCAAAGAAAAAAUUCAACGCCGAUCCACCGAUAUAUUCCAUUCCAUGGCGCAGCUACACAGGAAUUAUGAUAAGCUCCUAGGUAAACGUCAAGCAUUUGAUUCCAGAUCAACCACUGCUAGAAAUGAAUAUCUCUUUCAGUUGACCGCGAUUAAUGCGCAUUUGAAGCAUUACUUUGGUGAAGAUUUACCUGUUCUAGCAAAGACUUUAGAUGGAGAAUUAUAUGAAAAAUUAAGUGAAGUAUUUACAACUCUUUGUGAAAAUGAAAUUGAAUUCUGUACAACUACACAAAAACGAUUUGAUAGUCUUUUCAAAGAAGCCUCACAAAUCAAUCGCACAAACGCCUGGGAAGAGUUUCUAAAAUCAUCACCACUUUUUGAUAAACCUGUUCAAUAUCAAUUUGAACCAAUUAAAGGAGACGAGACAGUGAUGUUGUGCUCAGCUACAAAUGAAAGUAAUUUAGAACAAAUUGCACGUAAACUUUCACGACGAUUAGUUAUACGCGAGAGAUGUAUUAAAUCAUAUGAAAAUGAAAUGAAAAUGUUACAGGCUGGUUAUGUUACUUCAUUGUCUAGUGUAACGACUGAAUCUAAUCAUCCGACACAACAACAAACAAAUUCAGAAAUGGAAAAUAACAAUGAAGAAAUAUUAGCGUUCAAUCAAGAAUAUGUUGAGAAUAAAGUUGAAGAAUUACAAUUUGCUAUACGUCGUGAGAAGAUUGAACAAGUAAAAAUUGAAGCUUGCCUAGCAUUAUUACGCAAUUCAUCCAUUAAUGUAAAUGAAUUUAUUGCUGAAGCUCGUUUAGCUGCAGAAGCAGCAGCUGUUGCUGUUGCUACAGCUGUUCAAUUAAAUAAUGAUAAUCAAAGUAAUGAUUUAUUCAACCAAUCUACACCUAGUCGACGAUCAAUUAUUCGACCUUUAGGCGAAGGAAGUAUUGACAGCACAGCUAGUAGUUCCGGUAUAAAUCAAUUUAUCGAUCAUGAUUCCAGAUUAUUAAGUGAUUGGGAUCAUUUUUAUGCUGGAUCUGAACUGUUAGGACGUAAUACAACAACUUAUACAUUUCAGAGAAGUUUCAAUGUUGACGAUGAUGUUGAUAUUGAGUCAACUAAUCGAUUUCAUGGAAAUGGAAUUAAUAAUUGGUCAUCUACUUUUCCUAGGCCAACAACUACUGGCCAAAUGGAUAAUUCCACUGAUAAAACUCUUCAUUCAACUUAUAGAUCAUCAUCUCAAACUAGUAGAAAAUUAAAUUAUUCAAAUCAGAAUCAUACUUUUCCGAAUAACAAUCAAAUGCGUGUACAACAUGAUUAUCAAAAUGUUACUCAAAUCGAUUCACGAUCUCAAGAUGAUACAUCUAUUCAUAAAUCAACUAUUAAUUAUGAUAACAAUAAUAAUAAUAAAAACAAUCCAUGUGAUACAUUUAGUUCAUCUUUACCUGUUCGUGUUAAUAGUUCCAAUAAUCUAACAAAUACUAAAGAUGAUUUAGAUUUAGAAGCUAUAUGGUCAGAAAAUAAUCGUUUGAAUCGAGCAACUGUUGUACAUGAAUUUAGAGCUAAAAAACCUGAUGAAUUAGAUCUUGUUGUACAUGAAACAGUUGUCUUAUUGAAUAAUGAACCUAAAAAUGGAUGGAUUAAAGUAAGAAGUUUAAUCGAUGGAAAUGAAGGUUUGGUUCCAAUCAGUUAUUUAAAGCUAUCUAACGCGAAUAUGCCGAAAGAUAACUCAAAAAUUGUUAUGAACGGUGAUAGUAGCAAACAAGGUAUUUCAACACAGCUUACUAGCGAAGAUAACAUCUUUCAUUCCAACUCAAAUGCUUGUUCUGAAGAUAAUGAUCGUAAAAACUCUAAGAAGCCUAAUCAAGUGGACUCUGGAACUUUAUCCCUUCCUCCAGAAAUCGAUCCACCUCGACUCUUAAGCACCGAUGAAAUUUCCAAUGAUGAACUGUCCAAACCACCUCUUUCUGGUUCUUUUGUAAGAAGUUUAAUCGAUUUUCAAGGAAAUAAUCCAGAUGAAUUAAGCUUUAAAGCUGGUGCAGUUAUACGUGUAAUUGGUCGUGCUCCUAAUAUUAAUGAUGUAGUUAUUAAUUCAUCAUCAUCAACAACAACAACUAGACGAGAUCAGUUAAGUUCAAUAUCUGGUUGUGGUGUUGAUGAUGGUUGGUGGGAAGGUGAUCUUCUAGUGGCUGAACCAAACAAAAAUGGUGAAAAUCAACAAUUUCAUUCUAUACGUGGUGUUUUUCCAUCGAUGCUUGUACAACCACUUUCAUCGGUUGAUUCCGAUUUAUGGACUGUUCGAUGGAAUAAUAUUUUACCAUUGUCUACAGGUCGUUCAUUAGAAGAAAAGCAUAACUCUCAGUUAAUUAAUCAAAGCCACAAUAAAAAUAAUAAUAAUAAUAACAUCAGUUAUCCUAAAAAAACUAUUGAACAAUUACAUACAACUAUAAAUCAGCAUCACAAUUGUUCUGUUAGUGUUAAUAAACCUACUCAAAGUUGUCAUUCAACAGACGAAGAAGAUUACAUACAAUUAUAUUCUAAAGUAUCACCAUCUCAAACAGUUCAAGUAAAGACUUUGACUUGUCAAGGUCAUUCCCAUCCACCAGAAAAUAUAAAAUUAUCAGUUUCUUCAGCAUCAGAUGAAAGUAAACAUUCAGUGUCCAGUACUCCUGCUACAAGUCGACAAUCUCAAUGUUUGCAUCAUCGACAUCAUGAGUACAGUAAAUCUGAUAAGGUUCCAAUAGCUGAGGUUUAAUUAGAAUUUGAACUAAUUCAUCAACGAGAUAUAAAGAUGCAAGUUCCUCAUGAUCAUGCAUUUAUUUUUUACACCUUUUUUGUAUAAAAUAAAACAAAUAUAAUAAUAACAUAUUAUGGAAUUGAUGGUUUUUUCUUUGAACAAUUUCUCUUAUUUAUAUUUUAAACUGGUUACACACUUCUUGUAUAUUACUUUUCUUUCAUUUCGGAAUAAUUUUUGUGUGCA
This is a messenger RNA of Schistosoma turkestanicum, 3540 nucleotides long. The record is from the annotation of a GenBank genome assembly. NCBI's taxonomy places the organism in Eukaryota, Metazoa, Platyhelminthes, Trematoda, Strigeidida, Schistosomatidae.